AUGAUUUUAAUUGAAAAUUUCAAAUUAUAUUUGACUUUGCCAAUAAUCGGACAAUUAUCUGGUCUUUCGUUUAAUCAACCAAAGUUUUGUCCAGAACCAACUUGGAACUCCAACGGAACUAUUUUUAUAGCAAAUAAUACAAUCAAGGGUUAUCCAGAUUCUAUAUUUGUUACAACCAAUAAUUCAAUUUAUGUUGUUGCUCAAGCAAUACCUCAGAUUUAUAUUUGGUUGAACAAUUCUGUUAAUUCAACCAUAACAACAACAGACACCGUCCCAUUUCCGAAAACAAUAUUUGUUCAAAAUGAUAAUGAACUUUAUAUUGAACGUGGAACUUUCAACAAACGUACCGUCGAAAAAUGGAUAUUAAAUAGAAAUAAUAGUACUCCUGUCAUGAAUAUCCCUGCACCAUGCUAUAAUAUUUUCAUUGAUACCAGUAACAACUUAUACUGUUCACUUGAUCUAGAACAUAAAGUUGUAAAGAAUUCAUUGGAUGACGACGAUACAACACCGAUCAUUGUAGCUGGAACUGGACUUUCUGGUCCAGCUUCGAAUAACUUGAUUUUACCAAGUGGACUUUUUGUUGAUGCUAGUCUUAAUUUAUAUGUAGCUGAUUAUGGAAACCACCGUGUUCAAAUGUUUCCACCAGGAGAAUUGCAUGGAAUUACUGUUUCAGGUGAUAGAUCAAUAAAUACUACCAUUGGUCUUACAUAUCCAACAGGUAUCACGAUGGAUGGUGAUGGUUAUUUAUAUAUUGUUGAUUAUUAUAAACAUCGCAUUGUUCGAGGAAAAUCAGAUGAUUUUCGAUGUAUACUUGGAUGUCGUACUACUAUCGAUAUAGCAGCGAAUCAAUUAUUGGAACCACGUCAUAUGGCUUUUGAUAGUUAUGGAAAUAUUUAUGUUGUUGAUAGGAAUAAUCAACGAGUUCAAAAAUUUUCUUAUGAAAAACUUUCAUGUGAACCAAGGACAACGAUAACACAUACAACAAGUACACCUGUGAUAUCACAUUCAACAAAGACUUUGGCUGAAUAUUUAAUUCAAUGCUUAAUGUUUUUGAUGCUUUAUAUUUAA
Messenger RNA from Adineta steineri, 1068 nucleotides. The record is from the annotation of a GenBank genome assembly. Lineage: Eukaryota; Metazoa; Rotifera; Eurotatoria; Adinetida; Adinetidae.